AUGGCCUGGGAAGACGCUGCCCAAGGAGGAAGAGAAGAGUUUGACAUCCGGCAGCUGCAAAGGGCUUUCUCGGCCAGCCUCUCCCCCCGGGGGGAGAUCCUCCUCCGAGAAUACCUCCAGGGCUGGAGGCAGCUGCUCAAGUUCCUGGAGGCGCUGGGCACGGCCUUCGGGCUGAUCUCCCGGGAGACGGAGUCCAAGAUCGGCAUCCUGCAGCGGCACCAGGAGGGGCCGCACGGCCUCCACUACCGCACGGUGCAAUCCAUGGUGGCCUUUGAGCUGUCCUCGGGCCUGGUGGGCUUCCAGUCCCUGCCGGCCCACCAGCCUCCCUCGGGCUGCCGGACGCUGCUGCGCCUCCAUCGCGCCCUGAAGUGGCUGGAGCUCUUCCUGCACAAGCUGGGCACCAGCCCGAAGGACGGGAAGCCCUCCCGGAUGUGCGCGGAGGCCUACCGGGUGGCCCUGGCCCCCUACCACAGCUGGUGGGUGAAGCAGGCCGUUGCCCUGGCCUUCCUGGCCAUGCCCUCCCGCCAGGAGCUCUACCGCAUCAUCGUGCGGGGGGAGAAGCCGGCGGCUGUCCUGGCCACGGUGGAGAGCCUGGGCCGGGUGUACAACAUCACCCAGGAGGUCUACUCUGCCCACGGGAUGCUGGAGCUGCCCUAA
Thamnophis sirtalis is the source of this 657-nucleotide messenger RNA. The record is from RefSeq and is a predicted model, not a curated record. Lineage: Eukaryota; Metazoa; Chordata; Lepidosauria; Squamata; Natricidae.